AUGCCGAUAGAGAUGCCGCGGGGGCUCCCCUUCGCCGUGGACACGUGGGGCCCCUCCUCCCGCCGCCGGCGCCACCGCUUCCUCACCCACGCGCACCGGGACCACCUCGUCGGCGCCGCCGGGGCCGGCCCCGGAGGAGGAGGGGGCGCCCUCUACGCCACCCGCCUCACCUUGUCCCUCGCCCUCCGCCACUUCCCCCAGCUGGACCAGGGGGAGUUUGUGGAGGUCGAGGUGGGGAGGACGUUCAAGGUGGACGACCCCGCCGGCGCCUUCUCCGUCACCGUGUACGAUGCCAACCACUGCCCUGGGGCAGUUAUGUUCUUGUUUGAGGGUGAAUUCGGUAGCAUACUGCACACGGGUGACUGCCGACUGACACCAGAUUGUGCUCAGAACUUGCCACUGAAAUACAUAGCAAAGAAAGGGAAAGACAAUGUUUGUCGUUUAGACUUCGUGUUCCUGGACUGCACAUUUUCCAAAUGCUUCCUCAAACUACCAAGCAAGGAGUUGGCAAUCCAGCAGGUUAUAGCUUGUAUAUGGAAGCAUCCGGAUGCACCUUUUGUAUAUCUUGCUUGUGACCUUCUUGGUCACGAAGAGAUCCUAGUUGAGGUGUCCAGGACGUUUGGAUCGAAAAUUUAUGUUGACACGAGAAGGAAUUCAGAUUGUUUUAAAGCGCUGUCACUCACAGCCCCUGAGAUCAUCACUGAUGAUCCAUCUUGUCGCUUUCAGAUAGUUGGAUUCCACCAUUUGUAUGAUAAUGCAAGUAAAAAGCUUGAAGGGGCAAGGGCUAGUCUUCAGCCGGAGCCUUUAUUCAUCCGCCCCUCAACGCAGUGGUAUGCCUGUGGUCGGAACCAGAAACCCAGCCUAACAGAAGCUCAGCAGGAUGAUUUUGGGAUCUGGCAUGUCUGUUUCUCCAUUCACUCUUCUCGGGACGAGUUGGAGCAGGCGAUGCAACUUCUUCAACCUCAAUGGGUCAUCUCAACAACUCCCCCAUGCUUUGCCAUGGAGCUGAGCUAUGUGAAGAAACAUUGUUUCAAGACUCGCUUGACAACUAAUGAUCCAUUGUGGAAGAUAUUCAGGGAUCCUCUUCAAAAGUCAGUAACCUCGCCCUCAUCGCUGCUUGCUUCUUGCACGCAGCCAGAUGAAGUUCUCUCAACUUUUGUUGAUGAUGAUCAUCCAACUUCUGCCAGUGAAGAAUGCACAGAUUUUGAUGUCAGCACACUUGAACUGCAAUUUGUGCCAUCCCCUCCAGUUGAAGAACCAGAUAUUACAUUGUUUGGAAGAGCAAGAUUUGGUUCUCAAGCGAUUGACAUAAUGAAAGAAGAGUUGUGCCACCAGUACAUUGCUGCAGCUGAACAAACCAGAUUUUGUGCACCGGAAGAUUUGCUUCAUGAUAGCAGCCAAAAUGUUGAAACAUAUUCUGGUAUGGAUUUGAUCACAAAGCAAGCCCCAGCUUCCCAACAAGAUUGUGGGGAAGCUGGAGAUGUGGCCCCCUCCUGUCAGUGUGCCGAAGCUGGAGAUGUGGCCCCUUCCUCUCAGUGUAAAGCACCACCCCCAACCAUACCAGAAGCAUUUGCAGUUCAACCUUUGCCUACUGUUGAACACAAUAUAUCAGUAGUGUCUGAUCAACCAGAAAAGUCUGACAUUAUAAUAGAGCCAAUAUCAAUAAGCACUACGGAAAGUUCAAGCCUUCGCAUGGUCAGAAAUGCAGAAGUAACAGAAUGUCAAACGGACCACCUGUGUGUCAUUGGAUCAUCGAAAUCUUUGCAUGCAAGUCUGAAGAGGCUGUACAGAUCGAGGAAUGUCCCUGUCCCGCAUCCUCUCCCGUCUCUUGUUGGACUUUUGGAAUCCACUAAACGGGUCAAAAGGCGACCUGGCUCUGAUUAUAGCUUGUUGAAUUCACGGCACAGCCUACCUUGA
Messenger RNA from Triticum turgidum subsp. durum (durum wheat), 1917 nucleotides. The record is from the annotation of a GenBank genome assembly. Lineage: Eukaryota; Viridiplantae; Streptophyta; Magnoliopsida; Poales; Poaceae.